Mya arenaria is the source of this 7450-nucleotide messenger RNA. RefSeq names its product cubilin-like. NCBI's taxonomy places the organism in Eukaryota, Metazoa, Mollusca, Bivalvia, Myida, Myidae. Gene Ontology annotation, molecular function: protein binding. The transcript is spliced from 21 exons. Bases 136 to 2787 code for a protein of 883 amino acids. The record is from RefSeq and is a predicted model, not a curated record.
CUAAAAUGCCGUUUUGAUUCAUUAUUUUUUUCCGGAAGCCAUUCGCAGAAGAAAUUGGUUUCAUUUUAGUUUUGCAUUUUCAGGGAAAUUGCACGCCUUUGAACACAUACAUAAUACAGUGAUUCAAGUGAGAAGAUGUGGAGAAUACUAGUGCCUGUUGUGCUGGUUUUGGCUACUGUCACUUCAUUUGUAGGAGCUGCUUGCAGUAAUGACACUUUCACAAACAAGACAGAAUCGUGGCAAAUCACAAAAUUUCCUGAUGUCAACGGCACGUGUACAUGGACUAUCAACGCAAACAGCUCACAGACUUUGUUAAACUUCGAAGGCUUGACUUUGGAUUUCAAUAUCAUCAAACUAGCAAUCUAUGGACAAGCCACCAUAAAUGACACCAACAAACAAUUAAUCAUUGACAUUACCAACAACACAGGAACAGCCAGUGUGGUAUCGACUUACAAUGUGACCUUGGUGGUUUUGACUAGCAUAUCUGGUACCAUGACUGGAAACAUAACUGUGGACUACAACGCUGCCAAUUGCAGCUAUGCUCUACCUGGUUUCAAGGGACUUGUGAAAUCACCCCUGUACGGAAACCAGACCACAAACAAAACAUUUAUGUGUGAUUACAAGGUCACCAAGCCCAAUGAUGGCGACCUGUUUGUUCUAUCGUUUACAUCGUUCAAUCUGACGAAUGGAUCAAACUUGACAGUCUCAUUUGGCGUUCUUGCCCCUGAAACCUUUAAGGGUUCAAGUCUUCCCUCAGACCAGUUGGGAGAAACAGAACAGAACACUUUCAAUCUGACACUUAUAGUGAAUGCGUCUGCCCCUGGACAGAACUUCGCUCUGCUGUAUCAGACUGCUUCAGGAAAAUGCAGCGGAAAGCGCGGUGCCAGUACAACAAACAAAACCCUGGCUUUCCCGGCCUCUACAAUGUACCCAACCCUCUGUUAUGCCCAACUAACUGCGCCUGAGAAAAACCAACUCUAUGUGCAGAAUGUUGGUGGGGACGCACAGCUGGCUGGAACUGAUAGUGUUGUGUUCUAUGAUGGUCUGUCAAAACAGUCCCCUAUGCUGGGUAGUCUCAGUUCAGGAGUGAAUGUGUUCACCACCAGCUCAGGUGCAAUGACCGUUGUAGCUGAUCUCGGCAUCCAGACAGGCAGGCAAAGGUCCAUCUCUUACAAAGCUGACAGUGUGAGUAAAGUGGUUACCUUGGUGAAAGGAAUAACUCAGAGCAUCAGUGUGCCCAAGGCUGCACAAGCUCUCCUCCAGUUCAAUGGGAAUGGAGCCAUGGUGCGUGUUGAAGUGACUGGUACCCUGUCCACAUCAUCUUUUGUACAAGUACAGACCAGCAAGGGGGUACCAGUCUACAACAUGAAGUCAGGAAUGGCAAUGUUUCCAGUAGGAGUUGCAGACAAAACAGCGAGAGUUGUGAUCAGUCUGUUUAAAGAUGACAAUGUAACAGUGAAGGCCACUGCUGUUGACAAUGAUUGCAACAGUGUGCUCAAUGCCACAACGGGACAGAUUUCAGUAACAGCCGUACCAGUUGGAAACAAAACCAGCUGUGUCACAGGAAUAAUUUCGGCUGGCACAAUCCAGAUGUCCUUGACCCCUGACCUUUGUUCCACUGGAAAGCUACUGGUUUAUGAGGGAAUGAACAGUAAUGGAAAAGUACUGGCCACUCUUGAUGGUAGCAAGGCUUACACAAAUGUUCCACAGAUUUGGGGAAAUGGUGGAUUUAGGAUGGAGUACUCUGAUUCUGCAGCUUGUACCAAGAACAUUGUCAAAGCAACGUACAUGACAAUCAAUCCAGACACAGUCUGUAAUGUAAACACCAAAGAAUUUAGGACCCCUAACUUCCCAAAUCAAUACCCUCUCAAUGCCAACUGCCAAUGGAAAAUGGCCCCUAAGAACAACACCAUGGUCUUGAUCUCUUUCAACUCAACCGUCCAACUAGCUGGUAAACACAGCAUAAUGGUCAAGAACUCCACAGGACAGAUUGCUAACUUCAGCUCAACCUCUGCCUCACUCCCGAUGGACAUUUUAGCUAAUAACGCGAUUGGAUCUAAUAACACUGUGCUCUUUUCAUCUACACCAAAUGGGGCUGGACUUGAUUCUGUAGCCAAUGGUGCUAAACUUACUGUGAUGGCUGUUGAUUGUGGAGGAUAUAUGAACAUUUCAACAGGAAGUGUGGAGGUGUCUGCUGGGAAAACUCCUGUCAAGGAGUGCAUCUGGAUCAUCCAGGUGCCUGCAGGAAACAACACUAAUCCCAAUGUUAUAAACACAACUAUCUCCUUGACUGGGAAUAAUAAAAGUGGGAGGAUUGAGCUCCACAAUGGAGGAUCGAUUCGUGAUGCCGAGUUCAACAGGACACUCGCUAACUUUACGAGGACCAAUUUCCUGGUGGUGCACUAUGUCAACUCAAGUGCGAACAGCACUUCUCUGCUGUUCAAACUUUCAUUCAAGACUAUCACUUGUAAUGAGACGUGCAAGAAUGGUGUAUGCCUGCAGCCAGGUUGGAGAUGUAACCAGCGAAACGACUGCGGAGACUGGACUGACGAGAUCAAUUGUCCGUACGUGCCACCAAAGCCAACCCCAGCGCCACCAACACCCACACCUAAACCCAGAACAGACGAGAAGAAAGGAGCAUCGGGCGGAUGGCUGUUCUUCUGCAUAGUGAUUGGAAUCGUGGUGGGAAUCAUCUUGACCGUGGCGGUGCCUCGUAUCAUCCGGCGUGUGCGUGGACGAGGAUCAGGUGCGAGACGGGGGUAUGAUUCUAUGGCUGAGGAUGCCUAAGAACAGAACAAUUCUGCGAUGGACACAUAACUUAAGGGAAAUAUUCAUUAUGUUAAACUAGGUAUAUAGUCAAAGAAACAUAAAUCACUCCGUUAAUAGUUAAUUACUGCACUAGAUUAAUGGGGAUUAUAUUCAUUUUUGCAUAUAUUCAUAUUACACUUUUGGUCAUUUGGUGAAUUUUGAUUACUGGAUUGGAUACUUAGUCUAGUGAAGGCCAUGGUCAUUUGGUGAAUUUUGAUUCCUGGAUUGGAUACUUAGUCUAGCGAAGGUCAUGGUCAUUUGGUGAAUUUAAUUACUGUAUUGGAUACUUAGUCUAGCGAAGGUCAUGGUCAUUUGGUGAAUUUAAUUACUGUAUUGGAUAUUUAGUCUAGUGAAGGCCAUGGUCAUUUGGUGAAUUACACUGACUACAUUGACUUGUUACUCCAUGGGAGAUCAUUUUAAUUUUGAUUACUGCAUAUUUAAUGUAGUUUAUUAGGCCCUUCCAAAUUGAUUCUGUGUUUAGCGUAGGUUGUGGUAGGUUUUGGGCCAAUGACCCAACAGAUUUCAAAAAUCUAAAUAUAGCAAUGAAAAUUUAAUUUGAAAAGCCAAUAUAAUGAUAAAAGAUUUUUUUAAGUAUAUUAUAAAGAAGUUUUUUAACUUGCAAGUGUAUAGUUUUGACUGAAAGUUUGACAUCGCCAGGUAGCUUUACUGACCCGAUGCUUUAUUUAUCCCGAUGAAGAAAUAACUCAUUUGUAGCCUUGAAAAACUGCAUUGAAUGGCUUAGUGUAGGAUUUUUUCUUUUUGUCAACUUGAUUUACCUUGUUGGAUAGCUCAUAGUAAAUUGUUUGUUUUCAUAUCAGGUAAAUAGUGGGGGUUUCAUGUUGAGUUUUCAUCAUGGGAUAAAUACUCCCUGCUUUAUUGAGUUCUAAUGUAAUAGAGUACCUAGGUUUGCAGACGAUGGUCAAUAAGUUACGCUGCAGAAACAUCAUUUUGUCAUGACUCCUCUCUUUUACAUUUAUUACAUUCAAACCAAUUAUGUAGAAAAGCUUUAUGGAAUUCAUUGAAUUCAUUAGGUCGGUAAUGUCCGCAUAUAUAGAGACCUAUAGUGGACGUUCUUGUCAAAGAGGGGAAAUAAUGUCAUUGCAUUACUUGAAUAGGUUGUCAUAAAUGUUUCACUUUUCACUGAGAUUUGAACUUUACUGCUGUAAAGUUUGGUUGUAGAAAUCUACAUAUGUUUAGAUCUAAAAGAUUGUUUUACCAGUUUGUAUAAUAAUGAUACUGAUGAUUGUUGUUAAUGUCACUAUAUUUUUUUUGAGAAACAAAAAAAAUGUGAAAUGCCUUUUAGGCCAGUUCUGGUGUAUAUACAAUAACAAAAAGAUAUAAAUAAAUCACAUAAAUGUGUUUUUAAGUGUGAUUUUUUGCAUUGAUACAUACAUUUGAAUAUCAACAAGCAGAAAUUGUUCCUAUGGUAAAUAUGAUGUAAGUCAAAAAUAUGCCUCAACGUCAUAGAUUCCUGUGACGAAAAAUAGAAUAACAUUGCUCAUAGUGUGAUGUGUUUUUAUGGUCAAGGGAAAUUUCAAUAAAAUGCCCAAAACUUGUGAUUCAUAUUACUAUCACAACCAUUCCUGCUUUUAAGUUUGAAAAAUAUGUGUGUUUUAUGUGUAUUUUUACAGUACUUGAUUGAUAAAACACAUAAAUUGUUUUGUGCAAUUCUUUUCUUUUCUGUUGUAUAAAAAUGUGCUUUAUUAAUAAUAUGCUUGUACAGCAAUUGGAUUUAUGACUAACAAGUAGUUGGGAGUGAAUGAUAAAUUUAUACAGGCAUUAAGUGAUUUGGGCUUGGAAAAUAAUUUUAAAAAAUCUGUUUUCAAAACAAAACAACAAUCAGUUUGUAAUCGCCUGCUUUACUUCCUUUUAGCUAUCUUUAAACAUUAAAGUCUCACUAAGAUAAAUAUCAGAAAAAAGUAACUAUGCGUGUAUAACAAUGAAUGUUGAAUAACAGAAAUGGAAAAUUUUAAUGAUUCAAAAGAUUUGAUCCUAAAAACGCCUCAAUAUCAGAGUUGCACUGAAGCUUGUCAAAUAUUAAGGUGUGCAACAUGUAAGAACCGAAUGUCUUUGAUGAAACAUUAUCUAGACAUAAACUUAAGAUCUUAGAUCAAUUUUGAUGUAGACUUAAGAUCUAAGAUCAAUUUUGAUGUAGACUUAAGAUCUAAGAUCAAUUUGGAAAUACUUCUUAUCUUAAAUCACGCACAGUUACUUUGUGGGGGCUAGUAUACCAUUGGUAAGAAUAUCUUGAUUGGUUUGUAAUUGCAUCAAUAAUUGUUGUUUUUUAAGGUGGCAUUUUUUUCCUUUACAAAAAAGGGUAAAUAGAUUUUUAGAAUUGCCAAUGAGAUAAAAUUUGUCCGUUUGUUUUUGUUAUACUCUAAAUAUAUAGAAAUAGUUUUCCUCUCGGACCAAAUGAAGCACCUGUUUCUAUGCCUUUCAAGAUUUUGUGCAUGAAGCUGAUAAGUCUUGUAUGAAUAUAUCUCAGGCUUUAUUUGCGGUUUUGCUUAUUUGAUAAUAUCAUGCAUAAUUAGUACAGUCUUUUUCCUCUCUUUUGUUUGUUAUGAAAGGCACAUUUGGGGAAAUAAAGAUCUUUUGAGCUGGUAUGAAUCUCUCUGAUAGUCAGUGGUUAAGUUUGUUAGGUUUUUUUUUGUUAGGAUUUUAUGUUCACUAUUUGUAUGCUUUCGUUUAAAGCUGCAUUCUCACAAAUUGACCGUUUUACUUCUCUUUUUUUUGGAAUGAACCAAUUUUUGCGUAAAUGUUUGGAAACCAGUGAUACAAGACUGCUGACAAAAGAUUAGGUCGCAAUUUUUCAUAUUUACGUUUGAAAAUUGAUAUUUUAUGGCUAAAAGUUACACUUUUAGAAAAAAUAAAUUUUCGACAGUUCCCCAAACAAUUGAGAUCUGUUUUAUUGUGAAUUAUCUUAUAUACUUGAAUUCCAGGCAUUGAUACCAAAAUCAGCCGAUUCAGAGACAAAAAAUUAUACCAAAACUGUCAGCGUGUGAGGAUGUAGCUUUAAGUAACAAAAAGCUAUGUAAUAGCUAUGUUAUACUCACAUUUUAUGCAUGGAUGGUAACAUGUCAGACUCCUGAAGAGGGGGACAAAAGCUUCGUCAAUUAUUUGAGCUAUUAAGAUAUUCAGAGCUUGUUUUAUCUACUUGUUGAUAAGCUCAAUUUUAUGUUAACCGUAUUUUUUAACCUUUUUUAUGUUAUUUUUGCACUCUGUUUAACACCUGUAUAAUUAUAUUUGGAUUUUGGUGCACCAGUAUUCUACACAAAACAUGAAGUGCUAAGUUGAGCUAAUUGUUGUCUUUAUUAACUUAAAGUCAAUGAUUAUACAAUGCACAUUUUUUUCUGUUAACUGCAAUCAUGUAAGAUUCUCAGGGCUAUUCGGUUUAAACAUAUAACCCCCGGGGUGAAGGCACUUUUAAAAUGUACCACCCCCCUAUAGAAGCAAAUUUACCCUUUCAGGAUGCAAAUUAGCAAAAAAAGACACCCACCCAUAUACAACCGGUAUUUAAAUAAUUGCCUUCCCCUCGUUGGUUGUAUCUUUUACUGGAAUAGCCCUCAGCAGUUUCGCUUCAAAUAAUGUUACAUGUAUGGACACUUUUUCAUCAAAACUGAUAUUUUUUGUCUUUUUAACAAAAAAAAUGUACUGUUAUAAAGUUAAUUUGUUUGUUACUAGUUUUGAAUAUAAAUAAUAAUGAAAACAAUGAUUAUAGGAAACUAUUUGCAUUGAUUAAAGUUUUGUAUUUGAAUUAUGGUAUGAGCGGCACAAAAAGUGUUUAGCUCAAUUUUGUUGUUGUCAUUUAGUACAUUAAAUGUUCAAUUUGUUUAUUUGUUGAAGGAUUGAUCUUUAUAUAACACGUGUCCAUGAAGUAUGAAUACUCUGGCACAUUAGCUUGCAAAUUUGACAAAGAAUAGAAAUACACAGUAUCAUAACAUGAGGUUGAAGCAGGAUUGUUUAUAAAUGUAAUAGUAUGUACAUGUAAAUGUAUUAAAAACUUUUUAUGUUGAUACAAUUUUUUUUAUUAUACUUUAUAUUUAUACAAAAGUGCUAAGUGUCAAGAUGAUGGGCUGUAUAACACACAUUACAUAACAUUCCCAGAAGUGAAUACAAGUUUUACCGGACUGUUAAGUUGUAGAAUUUGUUCAAGGGUUUGAUAUUUGUAUGGUUGUACUUUGUAGAUUUUUUUAAGGAUUUUCUAUGACACAGACCUUAUCAUAUUCUGCAGUUUUCUCCAUGCUAAUCUUAGUUUCCAAUUUUCCCUGAAAAGGAUUUUUAGGUAUCAUUACCGGUAUUAAACAUUUAUGUAUUUGACUUAAAAUUCAUUUCGCUUGAUAACGUGAUAUAAGCCGACCACAAUGAUGUAUAUUGAACGAAUUGACCUUUUCUUUUUUGUAUCAUUUUCUACUUUUAAAUAAAAAAAUCAAAAAAUCAUUUAAGUAAGAUGUGAAUUUAUAAUCAUGAUCUGUUUCUGAAUCUCUUGUUAAACCACAAGUUAUAAUUGUUAGUUUGUUUUUCAAUGCAUUGUUUUCAACUUGAAGUCAUGGUUUGUUUGUGUGUUCAUUUUCGCAUUCCAAUUUUAACCAGCUUUGUAUUGUUCAUGUGAGAAUCUUUUUCUGAAUAAAGUUCAUCAAUAGUU